CCGAAUACUCUCUUGAUCAGAUUUGACAAAGUGAGUACUAAGAGACACCAGAAUGAAAUCAAUAAUAUUAGUCACGUUGUUGAUUGUUAUGCAGAGUCUUGCUAAUGAAAGGCAAUGGCAGCAGUUUAAAGAAAUAUACAAGAAAAAUUACGAUAUCACAAAUGAAAAAUACCGAUUUAACAUAUUCAUUAAUAAUCUGAAAAGAAUUGAGAAACAUAAAAAUCGCUACCAGAAUGGUGAAGUAGAAUAUUACAUAGGCGUCAAUCAAUUCGCUGAUCUUACUUCAGAAGAGUUUAUUUCCAGAGUUACGAGCCCAAUUUCAGAUUCGUUUCCUGCAAAUAUAAAUAAUGUUGUAGAGGUCACAGAUGACGUUCCAGAUGAAAUAGAUUGGCGCGAAAAAGGAGCAGUACUAGGAGUUAAAAACCAACUGGCAGGUUGCAAAGCGAGCUGGGCUUUUACUGCGACUGGGGUUAUUGAAGGGCAAUUAGCCAUUCAGAAGAAACAAAACAUUUCUCUAAGUGAGCAGCACCUAAUAGACUGUUCUACCGAAUACCAUUAUAACCGUGGAUGUAGAGACGGAAAUUCAGAUUAUGCUCUCUUGUUUAUUCAUGACCAUGGAAUAUGUUCUGAGGGUGACUAUCCAUAUACCGCUAAGGAAGGUCCGUGCCAAAACUGUUCUCUAGUACUGGAAUCAGUAGCAUACCCUACACGUGUGCUGGUAAACGAAAUUUCACUGAAGCAGAUUGUAGGAACCGUAGGUCCAGUUGCUGUUGCUCUUUCUGUCAACGAAAAUUGGCAAUUAUACAAAGGUGGUAUUUUUGACGAUUCCACUUGUACCGGAUACUCUAUCAACUACUGGGCUUUGGCUGUCGGUUACAGUGCUGAAAAUGGAACGGAUUAUUGGAUAGUCCGAAACUCACUAGGCGAAUCUUGGGGAGAAGAUGGAUAUAUCAGAAUGAUUCGUGGAAAACAAGUUUGUAAUAUUAAUCAACAGCCAUGGUAUGCAUUAUUGUAAAAAUUAAUAUUAAAUCAUUCAUAUCGUU
Diabrotica virgifera virgifera (western corn rootworm) is the source of this 1043-nucleotide messenger RNA. Its product is annotated as cathepsin L-like proteinase. The transcript has 5 exons. The record is from RefSeq and is a predicted model, not a curated record. Gene Ontology annotation, cellular component: lysosome. Gene Ontology annotation, molecular function: cysteine-type endopeptidase activity. Bases 53 to 1015 code for a protein of 320 amino acids. NCBI's taxonomy places the organism in Eukaryota, Metazoa, Arthropoda, Insecta, Coleoptera, Chrysomelidae.